Zootermopsis nevadensis is the source of this 1960-nucleotide messenger RNA. RefSeq lists its product as uncharacterized. The record is from RefSeq and is a predicted model, not a curated record. Lineage: Eukaryota; Metazoa; Arthropoda; Insecta; Blattodea; Termopsidae.
CAUCUGGCGCACGACGUACUCGUACAGAGAAGCGUGACGGAUAUUGGCUCUUAUAUUAGGUGGGGACGACAGAAGAUUAGCCAAACAUUCUGUCUUCGUGAAACAUGAUGGUCUAAUAAUGAAGCAACUGUUAAAAUAUGUAUGAUUGUCGAUAGUGGGAUUCUGGGUUGUGACGACGUGGUAUGGACUCGUUGGUGGAUACCAAGGAAGAAGACGGCUAUCGACAUUUUCACUUCCGUGAGAACCUAAAACCUCAUUCAGAAGCAAAUCAAGUAAAAAUGAUGAAGAAAAAACUGGAAGAUAUACAUAAAAUUGAGGUUUCUGGAGAAAUAACUUCAGGAAGUAAUCAAAAGAGCUUUCCAAGUCCAGUAACUAAUGAAAGUAUAGAAGUUUCACCAGCGGUUGGAAGCGGAAAGGAGCACCAAACAAGAAAAUCUGCUGCUUUAGAAUGUGCAAGCAUCAGAAAACGUUCUCUCUGUGGCUAUGCUACUUUGCUGGACAUUGCGAUGAUGAACAAUGAAGGGUUUCCAGCAUCAAGAGUCUUGCCUACAGAGGAAUUGGUCCCAAAUUCUUAUCAUCAAAGUUUCCAUAUAGCACGAUGGAAAGCCUGGCUGAGAGAAACCCCCCAGUGGAUAAUAAAUAUGGGAAGACAGAAUUUGUGGAUGCUAGAAGGACAAAAUGGUCAUCAGACACCACAGAAUGAAGCUAAUAGUAAUGAUGUACAGAAGCACAUAAGUGAUACAUAUGUAGAAAUGAAGGAAAAGAAUGAAUCAAGUGAACAAGACAGUAAAAUUAAGGAAGAACACUUGACAGAAUGGAGGGAUUGGUCUCUCCAGCUAACAGACAGAAAUAGUCUUCUCAUCACAGGGAAAAGAAAUCAGAAUACAAUACAGCUGUCGAGGGAUGUUUCAUAUUGCAAACGCAUUGAUGCCAACACCCUGCUUCAUAAUGAUGGUUCAGUGUACAUACUCAAUGGUAUGCCAGACCAUUUUACAAAUUUACCAUAUUAUGUGAGAAACAAAUUCCAGUGUGGAUUCCCAGAUGACUGGAAGGAUGUGAAAUGCAAGUGGAUAAAAUAUGUAAAAGAAGGGAGUCCAUGCGACUUCAGUUGGACAGUAGAAACUGAUGAAUGUGUUUCUAAUGCAGCAGUUGUUGAAAAGUGUACUCAGCCAAACACAUCGUGCCAAGAUGGAUUUAGUAUAACUUCAUCUCAUCUUAGAAUGGAUGAGAUUUAUCAGCAUGAAAUGCCAGUAAAUGAUGAGAAAUAUCGACAGUCACAUUCAGUUGCUCUGCAAAAUGAAGUCAACCAGUUGAAUUCGAAAGACAAGCAAAAGUGCUUGAAAGAAACACAGUCCUUGGUAACACAAAAAAAUUCCAGAGAUAGCUUUGAAUGUUUGCUGAAUGUCAUAGUUACAGGAACUCUGAAUCCGGAUAAGAGUAGCCAUUAUUCUUCUUCAGAUGGGUCAGAUCAUGCUUCUUGUGCCAUAUACUCUUCUGGCACUCCUAAAAAGGUGUCAAAUCCAAAUGAUGCUGAUAUUACUAACAAUGUCACUGAAGCCAAUAUUACAGUAAAUCAAGAAAUCAGUCUUGAAAGAUGGACUCCUGUUCUUAUAAAUGGUUGUGAUCUCAAAGUAAAUGGUUAUAUUAAAAGUGAACUACAUACAGAAGUGGCUCAUACGACAGAUAUAGUAGUGAAACGUAAAACAAACAUCUCUUUUCAGUGCAAGGAUGGGAAAACAUACAAGUUAAUGGGCACAUUUGUAGAUCCUAAAAAUACUGUACCAAGUCUGAUUAAGAAAAAGCUGUCUAAAGGACUUCCUGCCCAAUGGAAGAAGAUGAUGAAGACUUGGGACUCACUUAUGCUUUCGACAAGGAAUCAAAAUUAGUUUAAUGAGAACUGCGUUUGUUUUAGAAGUAAUAUAAAUAAAAAUCAUUCCUUUGGCAGGUUUGAUGAAAGAUU